This is a messenger RNA of Choloepus didactylus (southern two-toed sloth), 5135 nucleotides long. It is a transcript of the gene LHFPL2, whose product is annotated as LHFPL tetraspan subfamily member 2. The record is from RefSeq and is a predicted model, not a curated record. Gene Ontology annotation, cellular component: membrane. The transcript is spliced from 5 exons. Lineage: Eukaryota; Metazoa; Chordata; Mammalia; Pilosa; Megalonychidae. The coding region runs from base 769 to 1455 and encodes 228 amino acids.
GCGGCGAUGGUGACUGGGCAGCGGCGCUGGGCUGGGUCCUGGGCGAGGAGGCUCGGCGGCCUCUUUCUUUCUCUGCCUCCGCCCCUCUCUCUCCUCCCUCAGUGCUAGCCCCAGCAGCGGCGGCGGCCGAGGUUGGCGCUCUUGCCUCGUCUUCUCCUUCUCCUCCCCCACCCCGUGGACCCUCUCCCCUCCCCUCCCUCGCCCCCACCUCUUGCCGCCUCCUCCUCUCACUCCUGCUUCCUUCUCCUUCCCCGAGCCUCCGACCCGUGCACGGGAGAGGUGGCUGCAGGGACGCGUAACGGAAAGCCCGGGCUUGGAGAAGGCUGCAGGUUCGGAGCCGGAGACGCCGAGCCGGAGUUCCGGUAAAUUGGGAAACUGACUGUUGAGUUCACAGCUGGCCUGUAAUUUCUGCAUCUCAUCAGGGAGCACAUCCUCAUACAGUUUGUUUCUCCAGGUGGCAUUUUUCUGAAGCUGUUCAUUGAGACUCCCCAGCAUUCCUGUGGAGUAUAAGUAGGUGUGCCGCGGCGGGGGCGCCCGCCUGGGGGAGCCGGCAUGAGUCGGUGUGAGUGCUGAGCGCGAGGGGCCCGGCCUGCGGACGGCGCUGCGGGAGGAAGAAAAGCAAAGCAGCCACGGGCUGUGUGAGUGAACGACCAGAGCAGCCAACUUCCUUCUGAGGGCUGCCGGAGCCUCCCAGCUCCUUUCCCUGCUGGCUGUCAGUUUUUAUUAACCCCGUGGACUCCUGGCUCGUUUUCCACCUGGAACAUCAAUAUGUGUCAUGUCAUUGUCACCUGUCGCUCCAUGCUCUGGACUCUCCUGAGUAUCGUGGUGGCCUUUGCAGAACUCAUUGCCUUCAUGAGCGCAGACUGGCUAAUCGGUAAAGCCAAGACUCGCAGCAAUGCUGAGCCGGACAACCAGACUGGAGGCCCCGCAGAACCCUACCACCCCACCUUGGGCAUCUAUGCACGCUGCAUCCCGAACCCCGGCGUGCAGCACGUCCAGCGGGAGACGCUGUGUGGUCCCUACGCUGAGAACUUUGGCGAGAUUGCCAGUGGCUUCUGGCAGGCCACUGCUAUUUUCUUAGCUGUGGGGAUCUUCAUUCUCUGCAUGGUGGCCUUGGUGUCUGUCUUUACCAUGUGUGUGCAAAGCAUCAUGAAGAAAAGUAUUUUCAACGUCUGUGGGCUGUUGCAAGGAAUCGCAGGUCUGUUCCUUAUCCUCGGUUUGAUAUUCUACCCUGCUGGCUGGGGGUGCCAGAAGGCCAUUGGCUACUGUGGACACUAUGCAUCUGCCUACAAGCCUGGAGACUGCUCCUUGGGCUGGGCCUUUUAUACCGCCAUUGGGGGAACGGUGCUCACCUUCGUCUGCGCUGUCUUCUCCGCACAAGCAGAAAUUGCAACCUCCAGUGACAAAGUACAGGAAGAAAUCGAAGAGGGGAAAAACCUUAUCUGCCUCCUUUAGCUUGGAAGAGAAACAUUAAUGUCAUUUUCUUCCUUGUGUAAUCCUGUGAAACAAUCCAUCUCUCAUUUCAUUGUUUGAGUCAAGUGGGGAACUAGCCUUUAUCUACCAAAGCCACAUUCCACAGCCCCAGGCCUUAACAGGACCAACGAGAGGCAACAUCCAGCUAAGCAGUUACUGAACAGGAGGGCUCAGUGCAUAGUUUAAGGGACAGAAGAUGAAAACAGUAUAUAAACCCUGACCUGUAGUUGACAAUUCUGUCAGACUCCCAUCUUCCCCAGGGCUCCUGAAGGAUAAAAAUCUAAAUCCUUAAGGCAGUAGUUUCUCUCAUAACAGAAGACACCUCUAGCCAGAUUUGCAAGUUGUUUUGAGACAUUUUUCUGCCACAAGGUUGUGUGUCUGUGAGCAUCCCUGCCUCAGAAAGAGGUUUGGGGUUAGUGUUCUGUUUUCCGCUAAUUCUUUCAACUUGUCUCAAGUGGAGACUGACAUGAAGACGACAAACUUACUGGGGGUAGGAUAUCUGCUAAAGGGCAUAGCAAGACAUCCUGUUGUGGAACAUAUUCUAGGCUGAAUUCCAGGUUAAGUGGAUCAACUGAACUGUCACUCCAAGAUUUCAGAAAUUUGAGUCAAGAAAAAACUAAGGGCCUGUACAAUCAUACGAGGAUAAAAGGAAAAAUCCUGUUAAUGAAAUGAAGACAAAUUCAUUCCUUUUCCCAGCAACCAGGCUUGUGCCAAUAAUGGCCUAGUCAGUCUCCUCUUCCGCUGUAGAUCACGUGUUUCUCCCAGUGCUAGGAUUGUGCUUUGAUGCCAAAGGAAACCUCACUCUUUCCUCAUUCCAGAGACAAGAGGUCUCCAAGCCAGCUGUGGCUCAUUCGGAUGUUCACUGGGAAGACUUGCCAAAAUUUCAGCACUUGUGGGAAGACCUUUUCCCACUGUUUGGUAACUGUGUUGCAGCUGCCGUAUUUCUAACCCCAGCAACAGGAGAACGGCAUUCUUCACUGAAAAAGAGAGCUAGGCAGGGAAGUUUUUCUAUUACUGCUAUUGAUUCUGAGAGGAGACUGAAAUAACAUUAAAUAGCAGCAAUUGGUAUGUUGCAUCAAAGUCUUUCUUCCCAAGAAAGUAGAGUAGAGCAUUAAUGCAAAAUUAAGAGCUAGACCAAGCUCAAAGCACCUGUCUGUACCUGUUUACAAAAAGAAUUGAACACCACUAUUAAAAAGGAUUCAGGAACUUUUAACCUAGUUUCCAUAAAUUACCAAUAUAAUUAUUUCAGUGAGGAAAAUGGUAUUUAGCCACCUCAAAUUUACUUCAGAAUGAUUAAAGCAGGCAGAAAGAACCUAGUCUGGCACUACAAGCUUCAGAAUUGCAGAAUGAUUUAGAAGCGUUCCUUAGCAACUCAAGCAAGUAGAGUGGACCUGCCAGAUUUCUGGAAGGAUAAAAGUAUAGAGGUCUCUUUGGGUUCAUGAACCUGCUCACUUGAGGACUUUGUUUUGAAAGUUUAACAAAUAACUACUAAGCACCUUCUAGGUUAUGUGAAAGGUAUUGUGUGCUAAAUGCCACGAGGUAAGAACCGUGACUCAGGCUUGACAACCUUGCCCCAAGUGAGUCAUUUUAAAGCAGUCAAUCUAAAACCAUGCAGAACAAAUAAUUGCUAUAUGUAUAUGGAAUGGAGCAACUAAAGUAUUGUUCAAUUUGUCUUUAGGCCUAUACCAUCUUACCACACAGACAAGAGCUAAGUAAGAGCUGGGGGUGGGAGGUGGGUAGAACCAGAUCUUAAGGAGUUCACCAUUCUUGGACCAAAGUUUAGAGUAAGAAGCUAUAAAUCCUAUGACUUUUUUUUUUUUUUUUUUAAGAAAAGGGGUAAAUAGGUAUCCUCAUAGCAAACUACAGUAAAGGGCACAGGAAAAAUUAACUGUGUCUCUAAUAGCACAUGGAAAUAGGCUAUGGGAACCACUGGACAGGCACCUGUACCUGAUUAUAAUGUUCUAACAAAGUUAACUGAUAAAUCGAGAAAAUCUCUGAACAUGUCCAUGAUCAUCCUUAAUGACUGCUCUUUGGCUAAGGCAGUGGUACCCACAGAUAAAUCUGUUAACAGUCAGAAGUGAAAAUGUGUCCUCUUAGCCAGAAUAAACUUACCUGACAGUGUUUAUCUCAUUAGUUUGCUACAGAAUACCAAAAAAACACAUAUAAAAAACCCCAAACCACUGAAACCUACCUAAACGCUGACUUAUUAAGUAAGAGGAGAUGGUUUUCUCUAACAGAGGAUAAAAAGGUAAUGUUGGGCCUUUUAAACUUUCACUCCAUCAGAUGGGUUUGGUUGGGAGGAAUGAAAUAAUGAGACACAACAUCUCUUUCCAACAUCUAAAAUCAUACUACAGACUAAAAGCUCUCUUGCAUAGCUAUAUAACAACCACUCAACAUGAGGAACAUGCUAGAAAGAAAUUUGUAAAGCAAUUAGACUGAUUGUUGGCCCACACCUAAUUUUCUAAUAACUUUCUUUCAGCCACCUGAUCACCUCAUUCUAAAAAUCUAAUGUACUGGACCACUAUUACUACCAGGAAGGUCUUAUUUAUUUUUGCCUGCAUUUGUGCUUAAAGAAAGUUUCAUAAUGAGCUGAGUUUCUCAAUGAUUUCCAAAGAGGCAAAAAUAUUUGCUUUGGAUUCUGUGGAUUCUUUAAACCUGUGUGCUAAUUCAACAAUGUUGCAUUAACUGUGUAAGGGUUCUUGUAUAGUUUUCAAACAUCUGUGGUGUGAUGAUCUUUGUUAAACAUGUAUUCUUUAAAGUGCCAUAGUCUUUUUUUUUUAUGUGUAGCAUAUUUAAAAAUGUAUAUAUAUAUAAAAUACAUACACAAGUCUGUAUGAAAGAUGUGCAAUAACAAAGGUGUAUGUUUUGUUUUUUUUUUUGGAAACUGGAUAGGUGUCACUACAGAGAUGUUUCUGUUUUGGCAAAGGAGAGUUACACACUUUUGCCUUCAUGGCCUAGUCAUUAACGCAUAACAAUUUUAAUGCUACACAAAUCUUAUGUGAAGAAAAGACUGGUAUGAAAUAAUUUUUUCCUGGGUCUAAAUUAAAAUAAUCACUAGAUUUAUGUGAAUGUCAAGCCAGCACGCCAGGCCCAGUUAAUGCUAGUCUUUCAUGUGAAAUGUGAAGCUGCCACGUUGCCUUUUCUGUUAGUGUGGUAACUAGUAGUUGGUACAUGAUCACAAAGGAGCUAUUUCUUGACAUGCUUUUAUAGGCCAUGUUAAUGCUAGACCACUAUUUAAGGGCUAAUCUCACACCCUUUUUAGCCAUGAGAGUCUCGCUUAGAACAGACCUCUAUGUGCAAUAAUGUGGCUCUUGGAAGUCCCUGGCCUGCAUUUGUAUUUGGGUGGCAAUGGUUCCCAAGGGCCAAAGGAAUUAAAGGCAAGACUGGGAUUUCUUCUCAGACUGUGGUGAAGCUCCUUCCAAGGUUGGGGGUCAUUAGGUGCUUUGGAGGAACUCAGCACUAUAUGAAAUUCAACAGCCAUUUGAGCCAAUUAUAAAACUGUUUUUACAGCUGAUGGACUCAAUUUGAGCCUUCAAAUUUGUGGUUAUCCUAUUGUAAACUAAAACAUUGUCUAGCAUUGAUUAGGUUUCUGUGCAUAUGUAUGUUCACAACCUGCUCCCCACCUCCUCCCCAGAUCUGAAUUAAAUCAAAUUUUGCAAACU